UAAAAUUAUGCCUGGGUUGCGAGCAGUUUGUUGUUGCAGUAGCAGUUUCAACAUUUCUGUCCAUGCUGGAGUAUCUUUUAUCUUAUUUUCGCCGGUAACAUGGCAAGCCCGCCAUUUACAGAGAUAUUCUCCAAUCCACAUCUUUUUAUUGAUGUGUCAGCCUUUGAAGAGAAACAGAGAGUAUUUGAGUUUCUAAAUAAAAAAAUGAAAAAGAUCAACAGUAAACGCUAUGAAACUGGCGGCUCCUUUGAAAAACUUGAGGAAACUAUUUGCAACAUCUCUUUGCUUAAAAGCUCAAAUUCCCAUAGCAUCCAAAUGCAAGACAACGUUGACCAUACGAAGGUCCAAAAAAAUACGGCACGUACACACAACUCGAAUCUGUCUCUAUCACAGCAAAAUAAGUUAACUGAAAAGAAAGGUUCAGGACUUCAGUUCACCAGCAAUCUACUUAAAAACCACGAAGAUGAUUUGAGAUUAAAGAAGGAAACCUCUCAGGGAAUUGUAGGAGAACAGAGAUUACAAGAAUCAUAUGGUGAUUCGCCUGGUCCAUCAGCAGCUACGAAGAAGCAGGGAGAGGAACAGGAAACCUGUCCUAUUUGUCUGGAUAUCUUGAAGAUGCCCAACAUGAAAACCUUGCCUUCAUGCCAUCAUUCAUUUUGUAAAGACUGCUUGAAGAUGGCUUUUGUUUCGAAACCUGUCUGCCCAGUUUGUGGGAUAGUCUACGGCAGAUUGAAAGGCAAUCAACCAGUAAAUGCCUCUAUGGAUGUCUCUACAAUGUCAACUCCGCUACCAGGAAAUGAAAAAUAUGGAACCAUUAUAAUUCGAUAUUACGUACCCAGUGGUAUUCAGGGGGAGGAACACCCCAGUCCAGGCCACAGCUACGAAGGAGUGUCCCGGAUUGCCUUUCUUCCUGACUCGCCUGAGGGCAGGAAGGUUCUCGGUCUUCUAAAGCGGGCUUUUGAGCAGCGGCUUAUCUUCACUGUUGGUCAGUCAUCCACCACAGGCAGGAGGAACGUGGUCACGUGGAAUGACAUUCACCACAAAACAUCCCGGGAAGGUGGACCCACCAACUUUGGUUACCCUGAUGCGGGUUACCUAAGCCGUGUGCAAGAAGAGCUGAAGGCCAAAGGGAUUAAUUAAAGUUUUAUUUGAGAUAGAUGUAUUUAUGCUGUGUACCAGUGCUGGAGCAGUGACAGUCAUCAGUACAGGAACAUAUUUUACACUUUUAUUUUGCUUGAUUUUUAUUGAAUCAUUAACACUAAUCUUAACGUACAUGUCAAGGAAAUCAGGGUUUUAUUUUAGUUUUAAUGUAGUUCCAGUUUUGUCUUUGUAUACCAAUAAUAAUAGUUUUUAUUUUUGUAUAGCCUGUUAUAGCUACAUACUUUCCAUCAAAGUGGUGCAAAGAAACAGGUUUUUUUUUUCUUGAUCACCUGUACAGUGUUGUCAGGCGUAAGCAAUGGGACCAUUCUGUGGUUGAAUGAAUAAACACAUACUGGAUGUUACUAGAUAAUAUAUUAAAUAGGUCCUCUGUAAGGUGCCUCUUAACAGACUAAGACACUAGAAUAACCAUACAAAAUAUCACCUGUUCACGAUACAUUAGCAUUAUCUAUGUCAUUGUCAAGGACAUGAAACAUUGAUAGUGUUUGCUAAAUCAUCUUAAGUCAUAUUGUAGUUUGGAAAGCCUUCAUUGACAGGUUGCAUAGACUUUAGCCCAGUGUUUCAUGUAAUUUAUUUUGAUUAUCCAUUUACCAUUGAAAAGAGCAGGAAGUUAUACCUAAUGCUUGCUGAGUUAAUAACUGAAAAACACUGUUACAAUUUGCAUAUGUACUCUGUUUGGUUUCAAAAGCAAAUAAUUUGUUAUAACGACAUAACGCAUUACAUAUUUCUGUGUGUAACUGGUAAAACAUGGAUAUUUUUUGUUUAAUUUAAAUUAAUUUAAUAUUAGAAUUUUUGCAUUUAGCAGUGUGUAAAUAGAAUGGUGAAGAAUGUACCUGAAACUGAUAUUGAUCGUUUGUUGCCAGUUUUAAACCGCUCAUUUGAAAAUGGGGAAAAAUGUAAAAAAUAUCUUAAAUCUAUCUGCUUUCAAAUGCAGUGAAGCUGUUUUUUUAGAAUAUAAAUAAAUAUAAUAGCAAAUUAA
Molecule: messenger RNA, 2137 nt
Organism: Paramormyrops kingsleyae
Lineage: Eukaryota; Metazoa; Chordata; Actinopteri; Osteoglossiformes; Mormyridae
Product: probable E3 ubiquitin-protein ligase DTX3
Biological process (GO): Notch signaling pathway; protein ubiquitination
Source: RefSeq, a predicted model, not a curated record